AUGAAGGGUGAACACACACACAGACGAGACUCCCUCCCUGAGGACAGGUCGAUAACAUUCUACCUCGACGGCCGUACGAGUAGCCCCAUCGACCUUCCUGUGGGCUUCUCUCUCGACAAGUGCACAGGCAAGCUCAGAGGCACACAACACUCUACAUGGAGCACGCCUCACGCCAUGUAUGGACUCCCUCAGGCAAGCUCAACAAUACAUGGUUUGAGACUUUCUUGACUUCUCACCUUGGUGGUGGAACACAACGAAAACUGAGUUUUGCAACGUAAAGGCGACACAACAUAGACAUUCAGGAAGAACGGCCCGAAUGGGCGGAGGGAUGUGUGCGAUGGAUUAUUUUGGUGGCGGUGUUUAUGCACAGUGAUACCGUCGCUCCCCGGCAGCUACACCGAGAACUGCAGACACCAGAAGACCUUAGGAGAUGGGCAGAACUAUACAUUAGCGAGACACACAUAGAAGUGGGGUCGCCCGUGCCCGGCGGAAAAGGCGUCUACGUUAGUGAAGAAGACGCACACGACGACCUUCCUCUGCCUACAUUUGUGCUCGAUGCCUUGUCUAUGUGUUGUUCUUUUUCAGGAGAGCGUUGGGGAACUCUUCGACUAG
Messenger RNA from Vitrella brassicaformis, 612 nucleotides. Lineage: Eukaryota; Vitrellaceae. The record is from the annotation of a GenBank genome assembly.